CUUCCAUCUCUUCUUGUCAACGAUUUGCAUCUCGACAACACUGGCUACAUCGCCUCACUCGUCACUUCUGUCAACCCACCCUCACACCACCAUGAUCACCUGUACAUGAAUAAAACUACCCUAGGACAGACAGCAUCCUAGAACAUCACACUCUUUCAACCACACACCCCUCACCCUUCCCCCUCCCGCACACCAUGCCAGACCCCUUGGCCACCAACGCCGAGGCCUCGAGCAGUCGGCCACGCGACCCAAGCACUUCAAGAAGCGUUUCAAGAACAGGGCCGUCAUCCCCACUCCCAGGCUCGACGACGCCGUCCACUCCGUCCCGUGUGCAAUCUCCGACUUCUGCUGCUGCCGCGAACGUUGCCAAGAGGAAGGUUCGAACCGUGCCCCCUUCUGCCAAGUUUGAACCGCCAACACCACCGACCGAGAGCGCACCAACGUUCGACACUGCAAGGAGAGGGGGCGUCGUCCCACUCCCACCAAAUCAAGCAAAACGAAAGAAACGCAUAGCCUACGAUUCGAGCGACUACUCUGGAUCUGCCGAUGACGAGUCGGACGACGACGAGCCACCAUGGUGGACGUUUACGCAGAACGGCAUCAACAGGAUCCGGGCCAGGGUAGAGCGCUCCACCAAGCCGCAGCACCACCGACAAAACAGCGGUGACCCAGACAGCGCAGCAAAUAUCACCGAGGCCGAGUCGGGGCGUGAAGGUGUGGCGUCGGCCGUUGCAGAUCGCCGGAGGAAACUGAAGAAGAGGGAGCGCGCCUUGCGACUCCCACAACGACGCAUCUCUCCGGCACGUCAAGAAUCAGGCGACACGCCUCAGCCGGCGAGGCAGGAUAGUGGUGGAUCGACACCGGGGGCGACGCGCGCCGCCGCGGCGAGGUUAUUCCACCCCCGGCCGUCGCGCGUUGCGACACCAGACGUCAUCCGGCGGUCGUCUGAUGGCCCGACCAUCGCGCCUUCAGCCAGCCUCGGACUGUUGACCGUCCAGCCUCCGCCGCCAGUUCAGCGAUCCAACUCGGCGCCCAUUCAGCCGGGCACCGAGCCGUCAGCAGCGACAUUGUCGCUUGUCACGGGAUUACCUGAGGGCCGGAGAACCGCGUCCCCCGAGCCGCAGUCUGGCGCGGGGUCAGACAGCGGCAACGGCAUCUCGCCUGGGCGACGAACGAGUCGCAUGAAUAGUUUCGGCCUCCCUUCAUUCCCGCGCCGCAGCACCGAAGGAGCGCCCGAUAUCCUUACUGACCCCGAGUCGACAAUAUACACCACCCCUCGACACCGGGCCGCGAGGCAGCAGCGUCUCUUCGGACGGCGCGGGCUCAGCCAAAUGCCAGAGGAGGCGAAUGGCUUCGAAUCUGAAUCAGGCGUCGCAGGCAGUGGGCCGACCACGCCCCUCUACAAACGCCGUCCGGGCGGUAUCUCGGACAACCUGCGCCUCCGCUUGCCCCCGCCUAUGCGCGAACACUUUGCCAAUGGCUGGCCACAUGCCGGCUCAUGGCAGGACGCCCUGCGCUACGGCGUGUACGACGACGAGUUUAGCGGGACCCCCGGCCCAAACGGCGCAAAUGGCGCGAUGAACCGUGGCAACAGCGGCAGCACGCUGAGCAGAAGCCAGUCGGCUGGCGCUGUUGCCACCAUGGCCAUGAACGGUAAUGGCGACCACAGCACAGACACAAGCGGGCCCGAGGCGCCUCCAGUGCCUCGUACCCCAGCCUCCAAGGGGGUCACUGUCCGCACCCCAUCCGUCGAGAGGGUCUCGCCCAUGGCGACUGUCGAAGAGCCAGAGAAGGCCAAGCGCAAGAGCGGGCGCCGCAAGACCAAACGCUACCGCCCUGUCCUGGUGCCCCCUACCCCUGGUGGCAACUUUAUCCCACGGGAAAAGGUGCCCGGGUCAACGUGGGGCACAAACGUCUCCACAGCCGGUUCACGCGACCAGGAUAACCCGUUUGAACGCACAAACCCGUUCGAGCGGAUCGACGAGGAGCUGAGCUUGUCCCCCCAGCCGACACACUCGUCUGAGAAGCCCAAGCGUGUGCGCAACAACUGUACCCUCGUGCGUGCGCUGUGGUCGUUCUUCUUCAACCCACGUCAGCGCCGCGCCCCAGCCCCCGUCGACGACCUCGACUUCCCGGCCAAGCUCAGACGCGUCCUCUUCCUCGACGCCCGUGUGACCAUCUAUAUCCGUCUCUUCAACCUCGGUGUCGUCGCCACAUUGCUCGGACUGGCGGUCACCAUCCGGCGGGAGCAGAACCGCAUCGGCGCGCCGGGCUCGAUCGGCCCGUCGACAACCCUCAUCAUCGCCUACUCGUCCUUCACGAUGGUGCACGUCCUGCUGGCCAUGUACCGCGAGUACUUUGGCCGCCCGAUCGGGCUGUGGGGCCUCCGCUCCAAGAUGCUCUGGGUGUGUCUCGACCUCUUGUUCGUCGCGCUGUGGUCGAGCGCCACCACGCUCGCGAUCAACGACUACAUCGACACGCCGUUAAACUGCUCCCCCUUGACCCCGUGGUGGACCAACACCAGGAACGACUCGGUUUCCGAUGCCUCCUCGCGCCGCGCCGCGUACAUCCUUGCGAUUACCUUCCCCGACAGUGUGAGAGACAGCAAGAUGGCCGCGGAUGUGUGUCGUCGCCAGGCCGGCGUGCUCACCAUCUGCCUCGUCGCGCUCCUGCUCUACUGCGGCAACAUGGUACUUUCUCUGUUCCGUAUUUUCGAGACGGUGCGCCGGACCGCCAACCCGGAACGCACCGUGUCUGUGUAG
Molecule: messenger RNA, 2762 nt
Organism: Vanrija pseudolonga
Lineage: Eukaryota; Fungi; Basidiomycota; Tremellomycetes; Trichosporonales; Trichosporonaceae
Exons: 2
Coding region: 195-2762 (855 amino acids)
Biological process (GO): positive regulation of catalytic activity
Cellular component (GO): cell periphery; fungal-type vacuole
Source: RefSeq, a predicted model, not a curated record